Terrapene triunguis (Three-toed box turtle) is the source of this 3766-nucleotide messenger RNA. RefSeq names its product chromosome unknown C18orf54 homolog (gene CUNH18orf54). The coding region runs from base 267 to 1934 and encodes 555 amino acids. NCBI's taxonomy places the organism in Eukaryota, Metazoa, Chordata, Testudines, Emydidae. The record is from RefSeq and is a predicted model, not a curated record. The transcript is spliced from 8 exons.
UGCGCCUGCGCAGUGACUAGCCAAGCGCCAUUUUGAAAGAAGGGUCGUUGUACUUUAAACUAGCGGGCGGCAACGGCGGCUCUCGGGUGCUGAGGAGAGUAGAUGUCGCCGCUGACUGUUCCGGCUGGGUAUGCGUGCCUUAGAGCCCCCGCGGGGUGUCCAAGCCCCCCACUGGGGCUCAGCAUUGUAGCCUCCCCGGCCGGAGCGGAGAGCGAGACUCUUCAGAAAGAUGAGAGGAGAUUCCAUUAGUCAUUUGGAUAAAAGCCAUGGCAUGCUCGUUUGAAAAAGACGGCAUUUACUCGCCUGAAUCUACUGUGUCUUCUCUCCUAGCAAGCUGCAGCCUUAACAGUAGUAACUCCUACUCAAAUGGCUCAAUUCAAUACAAAGACAAGGUAUACAACUCUGCAUCUCAGGCUUUGGAGGCUUAUAUUGAAGAUUUUGACCAAAGUCUUAUGUCUUCAGAAGUAAGCACUGGAAAAAUCUGCAUAGGUCAGAGUACUCCUAAAGAUAAGUCAGCAAAGUAUGCUUCUGUACAAAAAUACGCUUUGGAGGACUUUAACCAGCAAGUAAAACUCAACUCCAUUGCCUUACCUUUUAUAAGACAAACUGUUUGUGACCCAGACUUGAUUAGUCUCACCACAGAUGAUCUACUAGCAUUUCCAGCAGAUGGAUCACUGCCUUUUAUCCACAGGAUUCCUUCUGGGUCAGGGCUUCAAAGUGGCAAGUGGAUUAGGAAGUCACUGAAAAAACCUGCCUUCUAUCCUUAUCAGACUUCUUCAUUUGAUGUUGAAAAAGACUUUGAUUUCCAAGACAAUGGCAACGCUGUGGAUAAUCGAAAUCAUUACAGAGACAUCGACAAAGAGAAACACAAUGUGUAUAAAUCUGACAAAUAUAAUUCUAUAUUUUCUAAAGAAAAUGCAGGGGAUUGCCUUUUUCAACAACACUCUGAGUCCAUUUCUGUCAAGAAUUAUCCAAGGUGGCUUACUAGCCAUAAGUCUGACUUGAAUGUGUCGGGGAUAAGUAGUAUUCCUGAUUUCAAGUACCCAAUCUGGCUAAAGAGUCAUAACCUUUUAUGUGAUUCAGCUAAUCAAAGUUUUAUUCAAACGUUUAACAUGCAAGAUGAAUUUUCCUCUUCACAAAUGUGUGAGAGUAUGAAAAAAAACUACGUUGUGAAUAAAUUAGACUGCAAUUCUUUUGAACAAAAUAGUUAUCUGGAGCCAACAGGUGACAGUGAAGUAACAGGAAAUUGCCGAUAUGUCAGACCAAGUACAGACUUCCAACCUGGCAAUGUUCUCUCAAGACAGUCCAAACAGCCAUUCAGAGAUGACCAGAUUGAGUUGCUUAUCUUGAAGGCAAAGAGAACUCUAGAGUCUUCUGUUGAGAAUUUAUCAAGUGCUCUGGAAAAUGAUGGCAGCCCUUGUACAGUAGAUAUACUGGAAGCAGAAAGAUCCUGGGAAAAUGUUCCAGUUGCUUUCAAACCUCCAGUGCCUGUACGCUGUGAGGAAGAUGAGAACACUCUACAAUCUCCCAAGGCUAGCAUGGUUAAUGAAUUCCUUGAAGACUGUUUAAAUAAUGACAAUCAGGAAAAUACAUUUUCUGGAGGUAACCACCAUGGGCCAGUUGAAGCUUUAAAGCUAAUGUUGUUCAACCUACAAGCAGUUCAUGAAAGCUUUAACAAGAAUAAAACUGCUGAACAAAAUGAUGAAUUUAAAAAACUUUCAGAAGAAGCAGUUUCAGAAUUAAAGCAAUGUGACAAUGUCGUGAUCCCUAUUACCAAGUCCCUUCGAAGGGCUUUACACCAUUUGUCCCGGCUCAAAGGCCUAGUUGAAGAUACCAGCGGCAAACAAGAUCAGAAAGAUUAUCUCCAAGAAGAUGGAAAGGAAAAAAAUCUACAAAUAAGAAAUACCUUGUUGGAAACUGAGCAGUCUAUAUAAUUAAAAUAUUAGUACCUGUAUAAUAACCAUUAACUUUUCUUUGAGAGCAGUUUCAUAGGUCAAAUAUAUUUUUAUUUUUUUAAAUUUGAGAGAAGUGUGUAUUAUUUUAAAAGUACCAUACAGGAUUUCUACACUUUUUUUUAGCAUUGAGGUGAAAACUCCAAAAUGUAUGAGUAAUAAAUAUAGAAUCUAGUAAAAUCUAAUAUUAUCUGGCAAGAUCGAUACUAUAAAGAAUAUUUAUUUUAUUAAAAUAACUUGAGCAACCAUCAAGGAAAAGGCUCUGUGGUCUAUAAAUAAAAUUCAGAAACUCAAAAUGCUACGCCACAUUCAGCGGCCCCAUUACAUCCCCCACACUCUGCUACAAAAUUGAUAGAAAUAAGGAAACUGAAGAGUAUAAACUUACGCAAACAGGAAGGCUUUGCAACAAUAUUACAUAAAAGCUCUAGGAUCAUUGCUUUCUGAUAGAACUUUAUUUUGACAUGAUUAUAGUCAGGAGCAAAGCCUACAGAUUAUUGAAUUUGCUAACUCUAGAAACCCUUCUCUGGCAUUUCUCUAAUACAAGUCAUGUAAUCCCCUUUCAACCAUUAUUUCUAGUUACAGUAAGACAAUAUCAUGACAGAUUUAUAGGAUGAAAUACCAAAGUUCCUCAAGAGGCCAAAUGAGUCUAGCUGUGACCUAUUUCUUUGGAUAGAAGUGCCAUAAAAUAAUAUCACCUAACUUUGAAAAGUAGUCCUUUUUAAGCAUGCAUUUGCAUAGCUGUGCAUUUUCUUCCAUGCACUUUGUCAGUUGAGAGAUUAAUUGCUAAAGGUCAGUUUACCUUUUUGUACUAAUACAGUUGUAUAAAAUCCCCUCAAACCAAGUCAGUAAAGAAGUUUGAAAAGAACCAAUAGAAUGCAUUUAAAAGUUCCGGAAUGCUGCAUCAGUUCUUCAGGCUUAGAGCAGUGUUAAAUAGAUCAUUCAAGGAAAAGCUAGUUUGUCACUUGAAGCCUGGUGCAAUGAUGUUUGAAAUUGACAAAUUUCAUGCUUGUUUUAUUUUUAAAUGCCAGGAUGUGGGAAUUCUUUAUCUAAAUUAUGCCUGUUGCAUACUUCCUAGAAAAGAGCUGAUUUGGUCUCUAAAGAUAUAUGUUGGUAAGUUGGUAAUGAAAUAUAUAUAUUUUUAAUUAAUUAGAUAGGGGCUCAUUAUGUCUCUUCACCACUAUGUACAUGCUUGUGGCUAAGUGUUAACAAAUACUAUUUUACAUCUACAGCUCACAUGAAAACAUUGUUUGGUAUUUGUCAUUUGCAGUAUUUUGAUUAAAAAUAUUGUCAGCAGUUAUGAUUCACAAUAUAUACACUUUAUAAAUAUCAAAUGCAUACUUUUUGUCCAGGUUUUCUCAGUUAGCCUGCAAAGUCUAAACCCAAAUCAGUAAAGAAAGAUGUCUGGUUAUUAAGUAAAGUGGAGUAUCUGUGAGUGGAAGUAAAGAAUAAGCCACUUAACAUAUGGGAUAAAGCAUAGCUUUUACACAUUUUAAUUGACACACAAUAUAUAUAAAUGCCUGUGGUUCCAACAAGAUCCUUCCAGUGCCAGCCUUCAUGGUUCUGCUUUUUAUACUAGUCCUGCAUAAUUGAAAUAGCUGGUUGGGAAGAGGCUGACUUGGUGUAUUGGUAAUAAAAGUACAAGGCGGCCCUAAUUCCUAAGUCCAGCCAGGCUCUGCUUCACACAGGACCCAAGAAAGGGUAUGCCAUUCUUGUAGUUCCCUGAUCUAGGAAUCUUACAACCCAGCUCCUUAUGGCCCCAAUGGGCCCUUCCAUCAGAGAAUAGAAGUACACCUCUACCUGGAUAUAAUGCCACC